Molecule: messenger RNA, 1026 nt
Organism: Symbiodinium natans
Lineage: Eukaryota; Dinophyceae; Suessiales; Symbiodiniaceae
Source: the annotation of a GenBank genome assembly
GUGUGGGCGGCGGACUGCGAUCACCUUACGGCACUGCACGCCGCCGCCUUCCGGGGCCACACGGAGUGCUGUGAAACGCUGCUGCAACAUCCCAGCUUGGAGCAGAUCUGCAAGGCUGGCAUCCUGGACAUCAGCUCACUCCGGCAUGCCCGCGAGGACGUCUUCGCCAUCAUUCAGGCAGCUCUGGAGAAGGUGGGCAUCGCCAUCGAGGCACCCAAGGACGUCGCGGUGCAGGUCGAGGUCGAGGCCGAACCAACGGAGGACGGCGAGUUGGACCUGGCCAUUGCCGAGGGACAGUUCCUGCUCACGCUCCCCCCAUCGCCCGACGACCAAGCAGCUUCAGCUUCAGAGGAAGGCGCCGCGCCAGAGAGCCCGUGGAGCCCGCAAGCACCGCACAGCCCAGUGGAAGUGCUCACUGCUGCGCCACUUCUGGCGAUCCACCAGAAGUUGCUCGAAGCAAAGUUGAAUCCGCUUGACUACUUCAAGCAGCUGGAUCAGGAUGGUGAUGGCCGAUUGACACCUGACGAACUGCGGAAGUGCUUGCAGAGCCUGGGGCAUCGGCCUAGUCCCGACGAGCUUCGCCAGCUUCUCGCGAGGCUGGACCCUGAGAGAACCGGCAGCGUGGAGAUUGCCGCGCUCUACCACGCAGUGCAACUGGAGGCCGCCGAGCACGAGGCGAAGCUGAGGCAGGAACUCGAGCGAGCGAUGCGUCGGGCGACCGGUUUCGAUGGACAGGAUGAGGAAGCGAUGCGAGUGAGGUCUCCGGAAGUCUCCUCCGCAGCACUCCGCGCGCUGGUGUUGAAGAUGGAGGCGACACAGAUGCGCGUCGGCGAACUGUUCCGCAAGUUCGACGUGGAUGGGGACGGCUUCUGGUCGCUUUCAGAGCUGGGCGAGGCCGUGUCCUUUGCGGGUCAUGCAGCAUCUCCCAGAGACUUGCGUGACUUGAUGGAUCUGAUACUCGGCGGGGGUGCUGGGUGGGCUGUAUGGCCUUGGCUUGGGCUUUCAGCAUUGCGCGGUCCAUGGUAA